Onthophagus taurus is the source of this 2682-nucleotide messenger RNA. RefSeq names its product WD repeat-containing protein 26. Gene Ontology annotation, biological process: proteasome-mediated ubiquitin-dependent protein catabolic process. The record is from RefSeq and is a predicted model, not a curated record. Lineage: Eukaryota; Metazoa; Arthropoda; Insecta; Coleoptera; Scarabaeidae. Gene Ontology annotation, molecular function: protein binding. Gene Ontology annotation, cellular component: GID complex.
AUACAGAGUUAAAAAAAUACUCCAUUUGAAGUCGAUUAGAUCCGAUAUAUAAAUAGAUUCGAAACGUUUUAUUUCGCGAUCGCGAGACGAACUCUGUUUUAAGUUCUAAAGUGAAAAAUGAAACGAUUCCUGAUCUUGUUGUGACGUAACGAGCCCGAAAUUCUCUCCUCCUUUCUUCCUUUAUUACUGUAUGUUACCAUUUCUUUUGAUCGCGUUCGAGUUUCGGGUACAAAACGGAAUUUUCUUUUUGUUCUCGAGAGAGACUAUUUUUAUUUUUUUGUAUCUUAUUAAACGGGAUCCGGGGGAAAUCUUGAACACGAUACGAGACGUAUGGUUUUAAAAAUAAGGUAAACAAAGAACCGUGUCCGACAUAAUUCUGGCCUCAAGUAGUGAGUCGACGGGUAGCGACGGUGGUGAACCGCCUCGUAAAAAAUCCCGGAGGAAAAGCAACAACACGACGACAACUACGACGUCUUCUACUUUCGAAGAAGGCAACAUGCAGGCCCCGAAUAGCAACGGUUGCGUGCAGCACAAUGGGGCCACGUCCAAUAAUUCAUCUACGACUCCUAACGGUUCAUCAUCGUCCUCAAAUGGGGCUUCCGAAAAUGGACAUGCACUUAUUACUGGGGAUAAUAAUGGGGCUAUCAAUGAUACAGUUGGAACUCACGUACAACUUAACAGAACAAAUCAGGAUAUUGUUAGACUUAUUGGACAAUAUCUUAAAAAUGAGGGAUUAGACCGCACUGCCGAGCUUCUAAUGAUAGAAUCUGGUUGUCGUUUGGAUCACCCUGCUGCUGCAAAAUUCCGCCAACAUGUUAUGGAUGGAGAUUGGAGUAAAGCAGAUCAUGAUCUUCAAGAAUUAAAGAUGUUACUCGAAGGUUCCAAUAGUUUAGUGGAAAUGAAAUUUUUAUUAUUGGAACAAAAGUACUUAGAAUAUCUUGAAGAUUGCAAAGUUCUUGAUGCUUUGCAUGUCCUUCGUAAUGAAUUAACCCCCUUACAACACAACACCGAUAGAGUACAUCAAUUGUCCAGUUUUAUGAUGUGCUCAAGUGUGGAGGAGUUGCACGCGAAAACAAAUUGGGAAGGAAAAGGUUCAAAAUCGCGGAGAGCUUUAAUGGAUAAAUUGCAGUCGUAUUUACCACCAAGUGUUAUGUUACCACCGUAUAGACUGAAAUCAUUACUUUUACAAGCAAUCGAAUUGCAAACAUUGAGGUGUACGCAUCAUAAUACAUCACAAACAUUAAAUUUGACAAAUACUUCAUUGUUGGUUGAUCAUGCUUGUUCGAAAGAUUAUUUCCCCACUCACACUAUACAAAUAUUAAAUGAACACACUGAUGAAGUUUGGUUUUGUAAAUUUUCCCCUGAUGGUAAAAAGUUAGCCACUGGUUCUAAAGAUUGUAAUGUUAUCAUUUGGGAUGUUCAUCCAGAAACAUGCACAAUAUCUCCAAGAAAAACUUUGGAUGGGCAUAAUUAUGGAAUAGCAUAUAUUGCUUGGAAUCCAGAUUCUAUACAUUUAGUCGCUUGUGGUCCAGAAGAUAGUCAAGAAGUAUGGUUGUGGAAUACAGAAACAGAGAAAUGUCAGAAAGUAUCUCAAACCCCCGAGGAUAUUUUAACGUGUUGCGCAUGGAAUAAAGAUGGCACGAAAUUCGUGGUUGGAGGCAUCCGGGGACACUUUUAUCAAUGUGACAUGGAUGGGAAUAUUUUGGACACGUGGGAAGGGGUGCGCAUUAAUAGUUUGUGGUGUAGAAAUGAUGGAAAAUCAGUUCUUGCCUCGGACACUCAUCAUAGAAUUCGAAGCUAUAUUUUAGAAGAACUUUCCGACCACACUUUGAUUCACGAAGAAUCAUCAAUAAUGACUUUCACCGUCGAUAAAAACGAUCGUUUAGCGUUAUUAAACGUGGCAACGCAAGGUGUUAACCUGUGGGACUUGCAAGAUCGAGUGUUAAUUCGUCGUUUUCAAGGAAUUACUCAAGGUCAUUUUAUGAUCCAUUCAACAUUUGGGGGUCCAAAUCAGGAUUUUGUGGCAAGCGGAAGCGAAGACACGCAAGUUUAUAUUUGGCACAUACGGAAUGAGCUUCCAAUUGCGGUUUUAUCCGGUCAUUCGCGUACCGUUAAUUGUGUGAGUUGGAAUCCGGUUUAUCAUGAUAUGCUUGUAUCGGUUUCCGACGAUUACUCAGUGAGAGUUUGGGGCCCAAAGGAUAAAUUGAACGGCGAUGGUGCUGGGGUUAGUUUGGGGAAUAAUAAUUCAGUAAGUUGGAACGACAUGGUUUUUUAGAGAAAUGAAACAAAUGUAGAACGAGGGUGUGAGCAAUAAAGUAAACGAAAAUGGUGGAGAAAUUGUUCUCUUUUUUUAAUGGAAGACAUUUGAUUUUUUUUUAAUAUCGAGUAAAUUAACGUAAGUUAAUUAUUAAUAAGUGAAUGAAAAUAAUGUUAAGUGUAAUUGAGUAUAAAUAAAAAGUUGAUCUGUACGCUACUAGGUAGAUUGUACUUUUUUAUAAUAAUUAUUAUAACGAUGAUGUUAUACAUAAUGAUUUAACCGUGACUUUAAUUUUUAAGCGAACCAAACGUUUCUUUUUCAUUAAAAAGAUGUAGGUAAGUAACUGAAGGUUUAAAACGACGUUUGACAAAACAGAUUGUAAUUUAUAAAGAGAUGCUUAUCUAUUAAAAACGAAUAUUAUAUUU